Molecule: messenger RNA, 7293 nt
Organism: Coregonus clupeaformis (lake whitefish)
Lineage: Eukaryota; Metazoa; Chordata; Actinopteri; Salmoniformes; Salmonidae
Gene: ino80
Product: INO80 complex ATPase subunit
Exons: 36
Coding region: 562-5349 (1595 amino acids)
Biological process (GO): DNA repair; chromatin remodeling; DNA-templated transcription
Cellular component (GO): Ino80 complex; nucleus
Molecular function (GO): DNA binding; histone binding; ATP binding
Source: RefSeq, a predicted model, not a curated record
GCGCCGUGUCCCUGCUCCCUCAGUUACAGAAAGUGGCCGCCUCUCUGCUGCUGUCGACCCAAAGCUCAUAGACUCACUCGUUGCCUAGACCCGCCAUCUUGGAGUCAGAGAACUGAGAGUCGGCAGCAGCUACGAGAGAGCGCAAAAGGGGGACACGGGGCCAAGGUGAGAAAGUGUUUUGGAGGUAAUGUGGUGAGGGAGCUAUGGGGUAAGAUGGCCGGGAGGGAGAAAGAAUUAGAUCGCGGGGAUCCGAAAACAGAGGCUUCUGAGACGACCCUCGUGCCUAUUCAAGGGGACGGAGAGGUGCUGGAAAGAUUCCUAGGCCUCGCUGUAACAAGCCAAAGUUGCUUUCCCCGAAAAUGAAUUGUAUUACUAAAAUACUCAUAUGUCCAGGGAAGGUGGUAGCCUUAAAGGGGCAGAACCCAUUUGAAUAACUCAAGAUUUCAGGCCUUUUCACAUCUUCUGAACUGACAGUUGUGAUUGGAGAUAAUGAGAUAAUCCAUAUCCCACAUUAGAAAGUGAGUAUCCCUGCCCAAUAGGACCUAAAGGUCUCAGUCCUCCAUGGCGUCUGGGGCUGGGCAGGCAGAGGCCGACGAUGGGGCAGCAUGGUCGUCAUCAGGCCUGGCCAAGCCUCUUCACCUCCAGCACCUGGAGAGAUCCCUACGCCUUGACAGCUUCCUCCGCCAGACCGCCUCGGUCUUCAACAGAGACCUAUCCAGUGAUGACAGCGACGAUGGUGGAUUGGGGGAGGGGCCUUCCAUGGGCCCGACCAAUCAGCACGCAGCCCUGGCGAUAAAGGAGGAGUCAUGUGACCUGGAGGAGGAGGGGCUUGUUACCGAGGGCAACCCCCUCAACGGAGCUCUAUCACAAGAACACAAGGCAGACAAAGACAGUCUAUACAACUUCUCCAAACUCAAGAAGAGCAGGAAAUGGCUGAAGAGUAUCCUGUUGAGUGAUGACACCAGUGAGUCAGACACAGAGGAGUCUGACUUCAGUCUGUCCAGAGAAGAGCUACAGGAUAUGCUCAGACUGCACCAGUUCACCAGGGAGCACCAGAACAAGUUCCACAACGACAGAGAGCUGCAGCAGUAUCAAUACUAUAGCACAGGACUGCUCUCCUCCCAGGACCCCUUCUAUGAACAGCAGCGCCACCUGCUGGGCCCCAAGAAGAAGAAGAUCAAGGAGGAGAAGAAAUUCAAGGGCAAGCUAAAGAAAGGGAAGAAGAAGAAGAAGAGGGUAGAGGGGGAGUUCUCAGGCGAGGGGCGGCCGUAUGUCACCAAGAUCUUCGCCAAGUUUUCCCAUGAUGCCCCUCUUCCCAUGUUGAAGAAGAAGCACCUGACUGUAGAGCAGCUGAACGCACGACGACGAAAAGUCUGGCUCACCAUCGCCAAGAAGGAGUGCCCCAAGGCAUUCAAGCAAAAAGCAUCAGCCAAGAACUUUGUCCUUACCAAUGCCAAAAAGCUGGCUCACCAGUGUAUGCGUGAGGUACGUAGGGCAGCCAUUCAAGCCCAGAAGAACUGCAAGGAGACCCUUCCCCGGGCCAGGAGACUGACCAAGGAGAUGACGCUCUACUGGAAGAAAUAUGAGAAGGUGGAGAAGGAGCACAGGAAGAGAGCUGAGAAGGAAGCUCUGGAACAACGCAAGCUGGACGAGGAGAUGAGAGAGGCGAAGCGUCAGCAGCGUAAGCUGAACUUCCUGAUCACCCAGACAGAGCUGUAUGCCCACUUCAUGGGGGGCAAGGGUCCUGGGGAGGACGGAGAGGAGGAGGAGGGGGGACAGGAGGACAUUCUCAACAAGCUGGAUGACACCACCUCUCACAGGCAGAUGGACAUCGGGGGAGGGGUGAUGGUCAACGUUGGACAGGAGGACUACGAUAGUGAAUACUACAAGUCACAGGCCCUAAGGAACGCUAAAGAGGCCUACGACAUCCACCAGGCCAGAACGCGUCUCUUUGAUGAGGAGGCUAAGGACAGUCGCUGUGCCUCCCUGCACCAGGCCAGCGGGUCAGGGUCAGGGUUCGGGGAGAGCUACAGCCUGUCUAACCCUUCUAUCCAGGCCGGGGAAGACAUCCCCCAGCCAACCAUCUUCAACGGGAAACUGAAGGGCUACCAACUCAAAGGCAUGAACUGGCUGGCUAACCUCUACGAACAGGGUAUCAAUGGUAUCCUAGCAGAUGAGAUGGGUCUGGGGAAGACUGUUCAGAGCAUCGCCCUGCUGGGGCACCUGGCUGAGCGUGACAACAUCUGGGGUCCGUUCCUCAUCAUCUCUCCUGCCUCCACGCUGAAUAACUGGCACCAGGAGUUUACACGCUUUGUCCCCAAAUUCAAGGUUCUGCCGUACUGGGGUAACCCUCACGACCGCAAGGUGAUCAGGAAGUUCUGGAGCCAGAAAACCCUGUACACCCAGAAUGCUCCAUUCCAUGUGGUCAUCACCAGUUACCAGCUGGUAGUUCAGGAUGUCAAGUACUUCCAGAGGGUCAAGUGGCAGUACAUGGUUCUGGAUGAGGCCCAGGCCCUAAAGAGCAGUACCAGUGUUCGAUGGAAGAUCCUGCUGCAGUUCCAGUGUAGAAACAGACUGCUGCUCACUGGAACACCUAUACAGAACACCAUGGCAGAGUUGUGGGCCCUUCUCCAUUUCAUCAUGCCUACGUUGUUUGACUCUCAUGAAGAGUUCAACGAGUGGUUCUCUAAAGACAUCGAGAGCCAUGCAGAGAACAAGUCUGCCAUCGACGAGAACCAGCUGUCCAGGCUCCAUAUGAUCCUGAAACCCUUCAUGUUGAGGAGGAUCAAGAAGGACGUAGAGAACGAGCUCUCUGACAAGAUUGAGAUCCUAACAUACUGCCAGUUGACGUGCAGACAGAGGCUGCUCUACAGAGCUCUGAGGAACAAGAUCUCCAUUGAGGACCUUCUCCAGUCUUCUAUGGGUUCAUCGCAACAGGCUCACAACACUACCUCAUCCCUUAUGAACCUGGUCAUGCAGUUCAGAAAGGUGUGUAACCACCCGGACCUGUUUGAGCGCCAGGAGACCCGUUCUCCCUUCCACAUGUCCCUGAGACCCUACAUCAUGUCCAAGUUCCUCUACCGCAACGGACUCAUCUCCACACACACACACAGCAGGAACAAGCUGCUCCAGGUUCUACUGUCUCCCUUCUCUCCUGAUCACAUCCAGCAGUCCCUCUUCCACAGGAAAGGUGAUCAUGAAGGAAGUUGUUUCUCCUUCCUGCGUUUCAUCAAUGUAUCGCCAGCCGAGAUGUCCAACGUCAUGCUGCAAGGCACUGUGGUCAGGUGGUUAGCUCUUUUUCUGUCCCUGAAGGAAGCAUAUCGGCUCCACCAGAGACGCAUGUGGGGCCUGGAAGAUGGAGAGGGGAAUGGAGGGAGGAUAGGAGGAGGAGAGGAAGAUGGGAGCGGGAGGCCCAGGAGUCAAUGUCUCUCUCGGAGGGGACUGAUCCUCUGGCUGGACCGACCUACUGCUUUCCCCAACACACACACCAGCACAGUGCUACAGGACCUGGUGUUCACCCGUCACAGACCGGGUCUGAUGGGUCACUGUGAUGUUCUGGUCCACAGUCGACACUCUGCCAACUCCACCACCCUACGACCAGGCCUACCCACACAGCCACCCAAGUUCCUGCUCACCGCUGUGCCAAGGGUAACGGCGGUUCCCAUGGAGCGUUACUGUGACGACCGCAGCGCUGAGUACGAGUGGCAGGAAACGCUGGCAGGAGGGGGCAUGGCCGCCAAGCAGUGCUUCCUGUACGGCUCCCCUGAUCUGGCCUCUGAUUGGAUGUCCCGAGCCAACGCUUUCUACCCACGAUGCCCUGGGGGAGUGAUGGCGCUCUACCCCCGCCACGGCUGGUCCUACAUCAGAAUACCAGACAAGGAGACCCUGAUCACUGACAGUGGGAAGCUCCACACUCUAGACCUGCUGCUGUGUCGCCUCAAGGCUCAGGGACACCGAGUCCUCAUCUACUCACAGAUGACUCGCAUGAUAGACCUACUCGAGGAGUACAUGGUGUAUCGUAAACACACCUACAUGCGUCUGGAUGGCUCCUCCAAGAUCUCAGAACGCAGAGACAUGGUGGCUGACUUCCAGAGCCGGACUGAUAUCUUUGUGUUCCUCCUGAGUACGAGGGCUGGAGGUCUGGGCAUCAACCUGACUGCUGCUGACACUGUGAUCUUCUAUGACAGUGACUGGAACCCCACAGUGGACCAGCAGGCGAUGGACAGAGCUCACCGCCUGGGUCAGACCAAGCAGGUCACUGUGUACCGUCUCAUCUGUCAGCUCACUAUAGAGGAGAGGAUACUGCAGAGGGCCAAGGAGAAGAGUGAGAUCCAGAGGAUGGUGAUCUCCGGGGGUAACUUUAAACCAGACACCCUGAAGCCUAAAGAGGUGGUCAGUCUGCUGUUGGAUGACGAGGAGCUGGAGAAGAGACUGCGUGUUCGUCAGGAGGAGAAGAGACAACAGGAGGAGUGCAGCAAGGUGAAGGACCGCAAGAGGAAGAGAGAGAAAUACGCUGACAAGAGAAAGAAGGAUGACGAGGAUCCUAAGAGGAGGAAAGAAGUGAACCUGGUCAUCCCUUACAUCCCGUCUGCAGACAACUCUAACCUCUCAGCCGAUGGAGAUGAUUCAUUCAUCAGUGUAGACAUGGACGACUCUGCCAUGCCCAGCCCCUUCAGCGAGAUCUCUCUGAGUAGUGAGCUCCAGCCCAGCUCCCUGCCUCCAGACCAUGACCCAGACCAGGACCCAGACCCAGACCAGGACGAGAGCAGCAGUGACAUGCUAGUCAUCGUAGACGACCCUGUGUCUUCAGCACCUCAGUCCAGAGCCACCAACUCACCUGUCAGCGUGUCUGGAUCCAUGUCGGACAACAUGAACGGUGUGUCUACUCAGGACACAUCCAGUCCGGGGACGGGAAGGUCAGGUAGGAGCCGGGGAAGACCCGGUUCGUGUUCUGGAGCCGGAGCCAAGUCUGCAGGGAAGGGCCGGGUCAGGAAGUCGACAGCGGGCAGCGCGGCCGCCAUAGCAGGAGCCAUGGCCGGGGCAGCAGCAGCCUCAGCAGCCUACGCAGCCUACGGAUACAGUGGGACUAAAGCGGGUCUCCCUGCAGCCUCCCCCCUCCAGCCGUCUCUGGGUCGGUCAGGGACGGCCCCAGCCUUCUCCCCCAGCAGCAGUUCCUCUCCCAAGGGGAAGGGUGGCGCUGUGGCCCCCAGCCCCCAGAAACAACCAGCCCCCAGCCAGAGUAACCCACAGCAGAAACAGCCAGGACAUAGCCACCACCACAGUCAUGGACAUGUGACAGGAAGGAAGGGCAAGGGACCUGGCGGACCUGGGGCACCUGGGGCUCGAUAGCAUAUAGAGAUGAUGGACAUCAACACAGUACAUAGAUACCGAUACACACACACACUGUCCUAAGGAUCUGAUAGAGGCCAGAAAGGUUACUCUGCUAUUGUGGGCAUCUGUGUUUAAACAAACACAACGUCUGCUGCACUGACCAGCUUCAACUGUGACCCCAUGUGACCUGCUCCACAACCAAUCAACACAGAGGUGAGAUGUUCCUUAACCAAUCACAUACAGAGGUGACAUCAUCACUACCUGGAAGACCAUGCUAUCCCAGAAGGCAUAGCGACAGAACAAAUGGGCACUGUCGGGCAUGAUGGACACUACUCUAUUCUGUACACACACACACACACACACACACACACACAAAUUAUCAUCGCAAGGUCCAAAACACACCCUCAUCCCUUCCACCAAACACCUCUUCCUUCCGUUAGUGCCCUCCACAGUAGACAUAUUCUGCAUCCUCCAGUGUGUGUGUGUGUGUGUUGUGACCCAGAGUAUUUCAAAGUGGUUUCUCUGUGACGAAAAGACAGAAAAUAGACUUGGUUUUCUGUCGAAAAUACUGAAAAGCAACUAGCCUGAGGUUGAACCCGUCUGUUGGUGCUUCUCAAUGCAGCACAGACAGACAGGCACUCCUUACAGCGACCGUGCAUCCACGCAUUAAGGGCUUCUAACGUAGAGUGCUCUCUUCAAAGGGGCGUCUGUUUCCACUCGCACUGAGCCAUCUCAUCCGUUAAGAUAGAACACUUGUUUAGGGUUAGAUCGGAAUGCUUGCAUCAAUGUUAGGUUUAUGUCACGUGUCCAUAGAAGUGUUUAAUACAUGUAUUAAAGUUGAUCUACUCUUCUCUGCAUUUCAGAACAGAAUGUAAAUGCAUACCAAACAACUAAAACGGACUGCUUUUUAAUUAUAGCUCUUAUUUUUAUAUUUAUAGACCUACCGAUGUUGUCAUAGUGACCCAUAUCAAAAUGGCAAAUUUGGAAUACCGUUUUGAAAAAAGCCUCUCUCUCUCUCUCUCCAUAGAGUUCAUCCCAACACAAUGAGACAUGAAGGAAUUAUAAUAUAUAUAUUUUGUCUGAUGAGAACUGAUUGAAGGGGUAUUUUGUGGUAAAUUGAAUUCCAAAGUGGUGAGCGCUGUUUAAUAAAGAUGUUUUGCUGAUCUGUUUGUGUAAAACUCAAGUGUGCUUCUGAAAUGAUGCCCUGUUCAUUACUUGUACUACCUUUUGAUAAAACUCUGGCCAAAAGUAGUGCACUAUUUUGGGAAUAGGGUGCCAUUUCAGAGGCAACCUAGUAGGUGUCCUUUAAAACUUAACUUGGAUUGUAAAAUGUACCAUAGAAUUUAAGUUUAAUUUAAAAGUGGGUAAUAAUUUAUCAGAAUUCAUGUGAACAUUGUAAAAAAUUGUAUUGAUGGCAUUUUUAUUUUUAAAAAACAGAAAAAUGUUAUACUUCUGAUCAGAGAAGUCAAUGAGUCUUUGUGAUGUCAUUCGGUGAUGUUUUUGGCAAUGAUGGCGCUCUCAUGUUAAAAGGUGUGGAACUAGGGGUUGCCAAAUCCUGGUCACUUUUCCACAUUUCCCCGGUUUUCCAGAAGUCCCGGUUGGAGGAUUCUCGGAAUUCCUGCUUAUUCAUUCCCUUGUAAUGCCACUAAUCUUCCAACCAGGAUUUCUGGAAAAACAGGGAAUUUUGGGAAAGUUACCGGAAUUUUGAAACCCUAUGUGGAGCCAAGCACUAUGUCUAGUUUUGAAAGUUUGUUCUGUGUUGGAUACUAUAGUGUGAUGAUGAAAUCUCUUCUCCUAUUACAUGGAUGUAAAUAAAAUUUGAGGGCGACAUGUUGUCCCCUGGUUGGUUCUUCCCCCCCAGUUUGCCUGUCUAUUUUUAUAGGUCAUGUGUAAAUAUGAAUACAAAGCUGUCAUUUUACUAACAGGAGAAGCCAAUUCAAAAUAAAAACAAAGACUGAUUAA